Messenger RNA from Trichechus manatus latirostris (Florida manatee), 918 nucleotides. RefSeq names its product olfactory receptor 5I1-like. The transcript has a single exon. Bases 1 to 918 code for a protein of 305 amino acids. Gene Ontology annotation, molecular function: olfactory receptor activity; odorant binding; G protein-coupled receptor activity. Lineage: Eukaryota; Metazoa; Chordata; Mammalia; Sirenia; Trichechidae. Gene Ontology annotation, cellular component: membrane. Gene Ontology annotation, biological process: G protein-coupled receptor signaling pathway; sensory perception of smell. The record is from RefSeq and is a predicted model, not a curated record.
AUGGAGAAAGUGAAUGGCACAGUAAAGACUGAGUUCUUCCUCCUGGGAUUUAGUGACCACCCAGAACUUCAGAGACUUCUUUUUGCUGUGUUCUUUUCCAUCUACUCUGUGACGCUUAUGGGGAACCUUGGGAUGAUUUUAUUAAUCACAAUCAGUUCCCACCUGCACACCCCUAUGUAUUUUUUCCUGUGCAUAUUGUCCUUCACAGAUACAUGUUACUCUUCUGUUAUUGCUCCCAAAUUACUUGUGGACUUGGUUUCUGAUAAGAAGACAAUUUCUUACAAUGGGUGUGCUUCACAGUUCUAUUUUUUCAUUUCUUUGGUUGAUACAGAAUCUUUCCUCUUGGCUGCCAUGGCUUAUGACCGGUACAUAGCAAUCUGCAACCCACUGCUUUAUACCAUUAUUAUGUCCAAGAGAAUUUGUUGCCAGCUUGCAGUGGGAUCAUUUUUGGGGGGCACGGUGAGCUCCAUUAUUCACACCACUAACACCUUCCAUCUCACUUUCUGCUCCAGAGAAAUUAACCAUUUCUUUUGUGAUGUCUCCCCACUAUUUUCACUGUCCUGCACUGACACCUAUAUGCAUGACAUAAUUCUGGUUGUCUUUGCUAGUUUGUUUGAAGCGUUCUGUCUUCUAACAGUUCUUCUCUCAUAUGUCUUCAUCAUAGCAGCUCUCCUCAAGAUAAGUUCUGCUGAUGGAAGAAAGAAAGGAUUCCUCACUUGUGCUUCCCACCUGAUUGUUGUCACUAUCUACCACGGUACCUUGAUCUUCAUUUAUUUGCGCCCUGGUGCAGGUCAUUCACUGGAUAUAGACAAAGUGACCUCUGUGUUCUAUACAUUGAUUAUACCUAUGUUGAAUCCCCUGAUUUACAGUUUAAGAAACAAAGAUGUCAAAAAUGCCUUUAGAAAAAUGAUCGGUUGA